Molecule: messenger RNA, 2147 nt
Organism: Dendronephthya gigantea
Lineage: Eukaryota; Metazoa; Cnidaria; Anthozoa; Malacalcyonacea; Nephtheidae
Product: RNA polymerase II elongation factor ELL-like
Exons: 15
Coding region: 99-1655 (518 amino acids)
Biological process (GO): transcription elongation by RNA polymerase II; positive regulation of transcription elongation by RNA polymerase II; snRNA transcription by RNA polymerase II
Cellular component (GO): transcription elongation factor complex
Molecular function (GO): cis-regulatory region sequence-specific DNA binding
Source: RefSeq, a predicted model, not a curated record
AAAAUUAUCAUUUUACAGAACCUAGAGUUGAAUGAAAUCUAUCGGGAGGAAAAACUAUGGCUUAAUCAGGCAACUCUCAAAAAACACCUGGCAUCAAAAUGGCUGUGUGUUUAGAGAGCAGCUCAAGCUUCAAGAUCGUCUCCAAGAAUGACCAAAAACCAAAUAAAUCGCUCUUUCUAGUCAAACUUACAGACUCAUGUCUGAAAACACUCGAUCAACUACAAAAUCCCACGGUAAAGUCGAAGCUCUCAAAAAACGGUGCGACGAGAAAGCCUUCAAUUCAAUUCAAGAAUAAUGGCAAGUCUGGGAUGUUGUUUAUUCCAUCCAAAAAUGGGGACAACAAUGGCACAAAGUUCAACUUCAGCUUUUCCAAUUUGUCCGCUAUCGAUCAGGAGUGUGUUCAGCAAAACAGAGGGGAUGGAAAUUUAACUUUGCUUGGGAACAUCACAGGGAAAAUAACUAUUGGUGCAAACAAUGACAGUUACGAAGCGACGAAGCACAGAGUAGCUGAAGCAAAAAAGGAACGCACUGGGAAAGGUGCCAAAGUUAUUGAGUUGUCCAAAGAUGGUGCCAUAAAGAAACAGAAACGAAUCAAUCCAAGACAAAAAAUCAACUUCCGGAAAACAAAUAUCAACAAUAAAAUUAGUCAAAGUUCCAGCAGUUCAUUGAAAGGAUUAAGGGAAAAGGUGAUCCAUUUGUUAGCACUCAGACCCUGCAAUAAACUUGAACUUAGAAUGAAAUUAGAAAAAGAUGGUGUUAAAUUAAAGGAUGCUGUUAGUGUUCUGACUAAUAUAUUACAGCAGGUCUCAGCAAUGCAGGACAAUGUUUAUGUUUUAAAUAGACAUCUUUACUCAGAAAUCCAGGUUGAUACAUGGCCUGGGUACACAGAUGAGGACAGAGAAACAAUUAAAAGUAAAAUAGUCUCAGAGAUGGGAUCAAGCGUUGAUAGACUGUCCCCAGGACCUUUCUCGUCAUCAUUAUUAGGAAAUAAUUCAAGCAAACGACCUCUCUCAGGUAUGAACAAACCAGGUACAAACCCAGCAGGAAAACGACCCCGUAUCGCCCACCAAAACACGUCAAAGAGCGACAUAAAACGGCCGCCAGUCGAAACAAACUCUCCGCCGAAACUCACCUCGCAACCUCCCCGACAUAUCCCAUCAAGACGAGCCAGCAGAGAAAAGACAAAAACGAAUCCUGAGGCUGUCAAAAAACCCAUAAACUCGACGAAAACACAAAAAGCUGCAAACGGUUCAGAAAACACUGGCAAUGACAGUAACAACAAUAACUGUUCCUUCUCGAAAACACAAUCACCGACAAAUGAAGAUUAUCUUACGAAAUACCCGGAAAUCAAGACAUACGAACAAAGGUGCUCUUACAAAGAAGACUUUGCAAAAGAAUACGAUGAAUUCAAAGUAACCAAAGAACGUUUGGACCUCGUCACAAAACAAUUCAACGAAUUAAAAGAACAAUUAAAGAAACAUCCGGAAGACAGUCGUGCUGCAAAGGAUCUUCACGACGAAAUAUUUCAAUUAUACGAGGAAAAAAAGGAACGCUGGACAAAAGAUCGUCAAAGACUGAAUUAUUUAUUCCCUAAAUUAAGUCACAUUAAGAAACUUGUCAUCCAGUACGAUCAAGUGCAUUUUGGAGCAUCGUGAUUUCUUCAUGUCAAGAAUAAUGAAUUGUCUUCAAGACCGUCAGUACUUCAUGUUGGAAGAACGUUCGUGGAAUCGUGAGUACCCGUUGAGUGAGUUCCCGCGUUGAGUGGUUACAAUAGCUUUAUAACGUUGUGUCGCUUUUCAUUCUUGCGAAUACUUCAUGUUGCCUAGGUUAUUGUCAUUGUCAGGAGUUAAAAGGUUUCACUUUGAAACGUUAAAACAGGGGAACCUGAUUGAUUUGUAUUUACGCCAAAUCUGCCGGAUCAAUAUCUUCUUCGUUGUUGGAUGUAUUUUAUGCCAAUAUUUCAGAAAUCUGAUUAGCAGCUACUUAACUCGUUUUAUUAGAGUUUUAUUUAUCGGAUUUGAUUAGAUUUGCUGGUCAAUCAGUUUAAAGAGAAAUUGAUCCGGAUUCUGUAUUUAUAACUGCCGUAUUUUUGCAUCGAAAAUAUUCAAAUUUUAUUUACGAAGUUCGCUAAACCGAUUAAAAAAAAC